Molecule: messenger RNA, 2529 nt
Organism: Liolophura sinensis
Lineage: Eukaryota; Metazoa; Mollusca; Polyplacophora; Chitonida; Chitonidae
Exons: 7
Coding region: 45-2105 (686 amino acids)
Source: RefSeq, a predicted model, not a curated record
UUUGAGAACAUCUGCGUUUGACAAGGACGUCGCAGUUGUACAGAAUGGCAGAUACGACACCCGUUUCCCACUCGGAUCACGAAGCUGAUACAGUAACAGACCUUAUGAACUCAGUGAUUUCCUCCAUGGAUUCUCCGAUCUAUGAUAAUGAAGUAGAGUAUAUUAUCAACAAGAAUGGCCCCCUCUCGGAUGAUCCUAAACUCUGUCCCAGGGCUGUGAACCUCGAGCGGAGUCCUGAGAUAAGUCUUGACGACAGCUCUAUUCAACGGUCCAAAGGUGACACAAGAAUAGAUGAGGUGGACCCGGAACUGACAGAAGAAGGCUUCUGUAAUAUUUCACCUGGGGAAUAUUUCUCCGAAAGUUGCCCACUUCACUUUCGAGCGGAUGACUUUCUCAGCCGCGAGUCCGAGGAAAGUUUUGAAGCUGUAGACGUCCGUAGCCGGCCUCCGGGCAAUCCGGACUCUUAUGAUGAUGAUUGUGUGGAUGAAGCCAUCAUCAAACUAAAGCGCGAGCUCCUGGAAGAAGACAGCGAGGAUGAAUUCGAGGAACCCUCCAUCCAGGAACAAUCCGUGUUGAUACAGGAUCAGCAGAAAUCGCCAAAGAAAAUCUCAGACCAGGACAGACAAAAUAUACUGACCACUCUUAUAGAAGGUGUUGAGAGGAAGGUCAUCGAGAGACAAAAGGAAAAGCAAACACCUCAGAUUAACUGUCCAACAGCCGCAGACCAGGGGCGCGAAUGUGCAGUGGAAACUCCUGGGAAAGUAGAAGACAAGCCCAACACGUCGGAAGAACAUCCUUACAGCACGCCGGUUGAAAAACCCACCGUGGAGGACGCAGAGCGUUACCUGGACGAAGGGACAUCUCACAUACGGGAAUCUCUCCUCAGUGUCCUGGAGGCUCUGAAGUAUGUCUUUCUGUCCGGUCUGAGCAAUGAUCUCGACACGCCCAGGUCGGCCGAAAUCGCGGACACCCCCGUGAAUAAUGAUAAUCGGGUGGAGAAUGCAGGUUGUCAGGACCAGUGCACCCAGACGUGUAGCCGUCUGGGCAUGAUCGGGGAAGAGAAAGUGGACGCUGACUUGCUGAUUGCCGGCCUUCAAGAGGAGUUCCAGAGAUGUCUGUGGAUUCAUCAGAAACUUACCGAGGACGCUCACCAGCUUGGCUUUGACCAGGGAAUACAGAACUCGCUGUUUCUCCAGGAUUUGAUAGACCAGGCUAUCCAGAUGAUCUGGUCACUGAGGGAAGAGCGCAGGCAACUAGAGAAAUACAUGAAGGAUAAGGAGAGAGACUGGAAUGCCAUGAGCCGAGCUUUUACACAGGAAGUGGUUGAUUUGCGGCGGGAGAACGUUCAGUUGUUAACAGCCGUGGCAAAUAAAGAUGGUGGUCACAGCAGUCGGCGUCUCAAAUCUCAACAUUUAAAAUCACUGCUGAAAUCAAAGCAUGACCUGGAGAAAGCCUUCUGUCUGAAUGUGGAGAAACAGGAUAAGAUUAACGAGCUAAAGCUGUUGGUUCUCAAACAACAGAAGUGCAUCAGGUCGUUACAAGAGCGAUUGAUAGAGGAGCAGACGACCAAUCUCGUCUCGAAGCGGCAAAUGGGACAUGAUCCCGACAGAGAUACGUCACCGGAUGUAAACCAGGUGGAGCCAUCGACUGAGCAGGACCGUCAUAUAGAAAAAUCAGACCAGGGAAGUUCGGCCACUGAUGCAGACAAGACAGAAAACGGAAGCAGCAGUGGCCAGGGUUCUGCCGAGCAACCUUUUAGGCAAAGCGAGUGCACGGUGGGCCAGGGGGCGUCGGGCUCGCCCACCUGCGGGUGGAUGAGGGUCGAGGACAUGGCUAAGCUUCAAGAUGUUCUCUACUGUGACCACGCCAACUUUGCCUUAGACCAAUCCAGGAACCCAGAAAUUGCAGCUAUGCAGGUUUAUGGGAUCGGUGGAGAAGAUCUGAGCCGUGCUGUGACAAAUCCCUCCCCGGAGUUUAACGUGCUCGAUCUGAAGUACAAAUGUGAGUCUGCAGACACGGCAGAGGACCCAGGCACCUUCGGGUUGGAAAGUCUAGAGAUUUCAAAGCCUGAAUCCAGUAAACUAGCAAGUGGUGACACAUUAUAACUGCCAAUUCACGGUUGUCUAAUUACGUGCAUAAAACAGAACGGACCAAUAUAAUAAUAUACCACAGGGGCCCGUUCAACAAGGCGUGCGCGAAUUUGCGUAAGCGGCACUCUCGUGGUGACGCAUACGGAAGUGCCCGGAUACAUUGCCAUGACGUUUCGCACUUUGCAGAACGGGGUCCCAAGAAAACUGCACAUGCCUAAAUUAUUGUCAAAAAGUUGUAUCACCAUAUACCCUUCGUAUCUUGUUUCAGUGAUUUGUAAAAAGAAAAAGUAAAUUGAACUGCGAUACGUGUAUAUUAUUUCAAGCAUCAAGAGAUAUUUCCAUAUAAAAAUAUACCAGUUGCAGCCGUUGAAUCAUUCGAUGUGAAGAACGACAAGAAAUGGUAUUGUACAUUCAUAAAUAAAUGAACUUGAAUUUAACA